AUGACGGAUUAUUCCAACGUUGAUAUUCAUUCUUGUGGUACUACUUAUUUCUCAUUUCUUUCGACUUCACGUCAACUAUCGGAGACAACGAUAGCGAAAAAUACUGAGCAAUUCCUCAGUAGAACGUUUAUUAACACACAUGCCAUACCAAGAUCGGGGUUCUAUUUUCAAGUGGACAGUAUUAUAUCGCAAUUCCCAAAACUGAUCACACAACGGUUCUCUCAAACGCUCAGCUUGUUACGUGAUGUUCUGAAUAGCAAUGUUCUCGGUUCGUCCUACUUUCUCAAUUUGGAUUGGCAAAUUUAUGUGAAUAGAACGUGCAUAACAAUUCCGGUUCGUUUGGAAGCCGAAGUGAUUUCGUUGAAUCAGGAAGAAUAG
Adineta ricciae is the source of this 378-nucleotide messenger RNA. NCBI's taxonomy places the organism in Eukaryota, Metazoa, Rotifera, Eurotatoria, Adinetida, Adinetidae. The record is from the annotation of a GenBank genome assembly.